AUGACUCCAGCCACAUCCCUUGACAAAGAUGAGGAAGGAACGGUGGAUGAAUCAAAAUAUCGUGGAAUGAUCGGAUUUCUACUUUAUUUAACUGCUAGUCGACCUGACAUAAUGUUUAGUGUGUGUAGAUGUGUCAGGUUCCAAUUAGCUCCUAAAGAGUCUCACUUAACUGCAGUCAAACAAAUUAUCAGAUAUCUCAUUGAGACUACAUCACAUGGAUUAUGGUAUUCACGUCUUAACAACUUUAAGCUUGAAGGUUUUUUAGUUGUAGAUCUUGCAAGAGAUAAAGAUAAAAGGAAAAGCAAAGUGAAACAUGUCAAUUAUAACUCAUCUCCUGCAAUAGUAAGAAAUAGGGAUCAGUCGCAUUAUCUACAACUGAAGCUGAAUACAUUGCUAACAGAUAAUGUUGUGCUCAACUACUCUGGAUAA
Molecule: messenger RNA, 429 nt
Organism: Nicotiana tabacum (common tobacco)
Lineage: Eukaryota; Viridiplantae; Streptophyta; Magnoliopsida; Solanales; Solanaceae
Product: putative mitochondrial protein AtMg00240
Source: RefSeq, a predicted model, not a curated record